Podarcis lilfordi (Lilford's wall lizard) is the source of this 32783-nucleotide messenger RNA. Lineage: Eukaryota; Metazoa; Chordata; Lepidosauria; Squamata; Lacertidae. The record is from the annotation of a GenBank genome assembly.
AUGUCUCAACAGCUGCGAGGUGAGAGGUGAGUCCCUCAGACACUUUCUCCUGGAUACUCUAGCUUUUGCUUGAAAGAAAAUGUCAGGAGCAAAGGGGGACAGGGGGCUCUCACACCUUUAAUAGUUGUGUAGAAGAGGGCAGUGAUGGUGGGCACCCAUUGGAACUGGUAGCACAGAAGGCAGGCAGCCCAGCAAUAGGGGGAGCCAGAGCCAAUGACACGCAGAGGCCAUUAAUCCUGGUUUUGCUUCUAUCCUCCUCCCUGCUGAGUUCUGCAAAGAGGGGGAAGCUGCCAGGGCCACCCAGUGGACUGGAUGUAAGUAAGAAGGCAGGCAGGUGGAGGGUGACUGAGGACAGACUGAGGUUGGUGGGGCACUGCCCCAUUAGCUUCAGUGAGGCAGCCUCCACUGGAGGAAAAGAUUGUCAAGCAAUCCUCUUCUAUAAGACCAGGGGUCAGCAAACUUUUUUAGCAGAGGGCCGGUCCACUGUCCCUCAGACCUUGUGGGGGGCCAGACUAUAUUUUUUUUUUGGUGGGGGGGAGAAUGAACGAAUUCUUAUGCCCCACAAAUAACCCAGAGAUGCAUUUUAAGUAAAAGCACACAUUCUAUUCAUGUAAAAACACGUUGAUUCCCAGACCGUCCGUGGGCCGGAUUUAGAAGACGAUUGAGCCGGAUCUGGCACCCAGGCCUUAGUUUGCCUACCCAGGUACAAGACUGUUGGAAAUGCAGGAGCCUACAGUCCUCUUCUCAUUUGGUCACUCUCAUUUGAACAGCUCUCUGGAAAGUUUGUCUACUUGAUCCAAUGUUUGGAUCUGCCUCUAGAAAACAUAACAAUGUCAAAUACUGGUGAGCUUCUUUUAAUAAUAAUAAUAAUAAUAAUUUAUUUAUACCCCGCCCAUCUGGCUGGGCUUCCCCAGCCACUCUGGGAGGCUUCAAAAAAAAUAUAUUAAAAUACUGUAAUACAUCAAACAUUAAAAGCUUCCCUAAGCAGGGCUGCCUUCAGAUGUCUUCUAAAAGUCUGGUAGUUGUUGUUCUCUUUGACAUCUGGUGGCAGGGCGUUCCACAGGGAGGGCGCCACUACCAAGAAGGCCCUCUGCCUUUUGCGGGAGAGAGUCCUACAAGACCUGAGCAAAUACUAAGGUGGCUCUGGUCUUAGAUGCAAAAGAGGGCAGGACUCCAUUUGCAAGGAAUACCUGGUAAAAUUCCUUCUUCUACACAACUAUUUGAGGAGUGAGAGCCCUGUCCCCUUUUGCAGCUGGCCCCUCUAGUUUUAAAUUAUAAACUGUUUCAAUUCUUCAACUCACUGGUAGGGAAUCUUCAGCCUGCAGGCCUAACCAGGCCAGUCAUUUGGUCAUCCUCAUUUGGUGCACGAGGCUGCUUUGGCCAAACCAUCGUCACCUGCCCUUCACCUGAUGUCAUAUAAGGUUAAGGUAAAGAUAUGCUUGGGCCAAACUGGAGGUUAAGCUAACCCCUUUCCAGCCCCGUGAGGAGCGCGGGGAGCAUUCGCGCAACACACCUACACACUGCAGCUGACACACUAAUGUGUCGCCACACACAGUUUGGAAAGCUCUGCCCUAAAGUAACCUACUGUCCUCAGGUGCAGUAGGGAGCACUGACCCAUCACCGUGGGGAUUCGAACCACCAACCUUCUGAUAGGCAAGCCCAAGAGACCACAGUGUCAUCCAUGUCCUCUACUUUUACCUUUUUACUUUUUCCAUCACCGCUGUUCAGUUGGCUAUUUUAGGUGGAAUGGAACAGGUUGCCAUCUUGUCCUUUGCGUCAAGUAGCAAAAUAUUUUGCUUGUUUCAUUCAUUCAUUCAUCUGAUUUCUUACCCAUCCUUCACCAUAAGGCCCAAGGGCAGGUUACAGCAAUAUACUGUAGUAUGCAGUUUUAAUUGUUUAUAACAGUUACAAUUAUAAGAACAAGUGAAACCAUUUCAACCAAAACAGAGCAGUCUAGAUUCAACAAGAGAGAUGGGCCCUGCAAAAACACAAUGCUUUACCUGCCAAAGGGGAAAGCUAUUCAGUUUAUGGUGAAUGUUCUACAACAGAGGUGCUAGGUGCACCUCUGUGGCGAGGGAGUUCCACAAUUUAGGAGUGCCACUGAGAAAGCCCUCUUCCAGGUCACUACCCCCCACAUUUCCGAGAGUGGUGGAACUACCAAACGAGCCUGUUUGCCUGCCCCGACACCCAAUGUGGCCUGUAGAGAUGGAGGUGGCCUUUCAGCUAGACACCAACUUGGAUGGCUUUAAAAGAGGAUUUUCAUGGAGUUUAAGGCUAUCAGUGGCAGCUAGCCAUGAUGGCUCUGCUCUGCUUCUAUGGCUGGAGGCAGCAUGCUUCUGAAUACCAGUUGCCAGAAACUGCAGGAGGGGAGAGGGCUCUCUCUUAUGCUUGGGUCUGCUCCUGAGUUUCCCACAGGUGGCUGCUAAGAGAACAGGAUGCUAGAUGGGUCAUUGACCUGAUCCAGCAGGCUCUUCUUGGGUCCUUAUGUUCUUAGAUUUUGGGGGACUAAGUUAUUUAGGGCUUUGGGUACCAAUGUGAAUAUUGUUUGUGCUUUUUCAUUCUUUGUACAGUCAUACCUCGGGUUACAGACACUUCAGGUUACGUUUUUUUGGGUUACGGACCACCGAAACCCGGAAGUACCAGAACAGAUUACUUCUUGGUUUUGGCGGUCACGCAUGUGCAGAAGCACUAAAUUGUGCUUUGUGCAUGCGCAGAAGCACCAAAUUGCAACCUGUGCAUGAGCAGACGCACCUCUGCGAGUUGCGAAUGCUGCGGGUUGCGAAUGUGCAUCCUGCAUGGAUCAUGUUCGCAACCUGAGCGUCCACUGUAUUAUUUGUAUUUGUAAUACACCCUGAUGUUUAAUUCAUAGGUGGGUGGGGUAGAUGUCUCUUGCAUCAUGACUGCCACCAUAGUAACAGCUGUCAUCAUCUUCACUAAUACCAUAUUGGCCCGAAUAUAAGCCACACCCCCCCCAAUUCUGAUCGUGAAAAGUUAAAGUGCGACUUAUACCAUGACCUUAUGCUGCCAGCAAAGUGGCAUGGGUCCCCCCCCCCCAAGAAGCAGCCCGGGAGCCCGGGGCAACGGCACCCAUCCCGUCUGCGGCUCCCAAGCCUCCUCCAAGCUGCCAAAUUUUAAAGGUGCAGCUUAUUUGCGGGUGCGGCUUAUAUUCAGGCCAAUACGGUAAUCUUUUCACUUGUUUUCCAGUGAUUUUGACCAGCUUCCCGAUGAUGUGCCUGUUUCUGCUAACAUCGCAGACAUUGAGGAGAAGAGAGGCUUCUCUAGUUACUACGUAAGAGAAGGACUUUUCUUAUGAGUUUUGAUCUGGGGAUUGAUGGGGAAACUGGAACUGCAGGAAAUGUUUCCUUUUUGGGCAAACAGAAUGCAUCAUUUCACAAGGGAAAUUACUUGCUUCACAGCACUAAAUUUCACAAUACAGUACUGUGAUGACUGAUGGUUAUUACACAGCCUUAUCUGUUAGACUCUUUCAAACAUAAGCAAAAUUCCCUGAUAAUGUAAUCCUGUACAUUCUGAUUGGGGAACCUGCCUCCUUCCAGAUGUUGUUGUGCUACAACUCCUAUCAUUGGCCAUGCUGGCUGGGGACUGAUGAGGAGUUGUAGUCUAACAAUAUCUGGAGGGCCACAGGUUCUUCGCUCUGCCAUAGAUGUUUACUCAGAAGUACUUUGGCCACCUCAUGAGAAGAGAAGACUCCCUGGAAAAGACCCUGAUGUUGGGAAAGACUGAGGGCACAAGGAGAAGGGGAUGACAGAGGACGAGAUGGUGGGACAGUGUUCUCGAAGCUACAAACAUGAGUUUGACCAAACUGCAGGAGGCAGUAGAAGACAGGAGUGCCUGGCGGGCUCUGGUCCAUGGGGUCACGAAGAGUUGGACACGACUAAAUGACUAAACAACAACAACAAAAGCCCCUGAGAUACUCAGUGGGACUUAAUCACAGGGAAUUGUGCAUAAGAUUCUGCCUAAAUAUGCAUUAGGACAUAAUGCUAAACCAUAGUUUAGUGUUAUGUGAAUGAACUUGGGAGCAGAAGCUCUUCCCUCCCACCUCCUCUGGAGCAGCCAAGCAGAGGAAAUAAGAAGUGUUCAUUUCUGUUUUCAGCUAACCAUGGUUUGAGAUUAUGUGCAGAGCAGACAAACUCUGAUUUGUGUUAGCUAUGGUAUGAGGAAACAAGGCCACUUCAACCUGGGCCUAAACCACAGUUAACAUUAAUCCUGGUUCUGGGUUUGUACAUAACAAUAAACUACAGUUCUCUGAGAAUUGAAGCCUAAAUGGUUGUAUCAUGUUCUCAGUAUUCAGUGCAAAACCCACUUAUACUCCAGCGCCACUGAGAAAGUCAAGCACAGAAAGAUGGUUUGCAUAUUUGUAUGUUCCUGUCUUUCCCCUGCUUGUUUUAAGGGUAUAAGAAGCUUAAGCUAAGUCAGGCUACAGGUCCAAUUAAUUCACACCCCAUAGUUCUUUUCCAGGGAUGUGGAAUCUGCAGCGCUCCAGAUGUUGUUGGACUCCAACUCCCAUCAGCCGCAGCUCACAUAGCCAGUGAUGGGAGAUGAUAGGAAUUGUAGUCCAACAACAUCGAGGGUCCCAGGUUCUCCAUCCCUGGUCUAUUUUGACACUAGUUUUCCAGGCCUUUCCAAGUCACGCUGCCCAAUAUCCUUUAACUGGUGUCUUCUUCUCUUCCAGGUCUUUGUGAUCGAGGUGAAAACAAGAGGUGGAGGCAGGUAUAUGAUAUUCCGCCGUUACAGCCAGUUCUAUAACUUGCAUGCCAAGCUAGAAGAAAGAUAUGGUUCAGAAAGCAGAAACAGUCGCUUUUGCUGUCUACUCCCUGUCCUGCCUGGUAAGACAUAAAAACUUUCCUAUACCUGUCUUUCAUUCUUAGAUAAAUCUUUUAAAGAAUCAUUCAGAGUGGCUGAGUAACUGGAUAACAGUAAAUUCAGAUGCUUCCCAUGUGUUCCUCCUUUGGAUUUUCCAGCACUUGUGUCUGGAGAUGUUUGAGGAAUUCAUUAUUUAUGAAUUCAGAUACAAACUGGCCUGAUCUAUACCUACCAGGCUAAUGUGUGGAUCAGAAUGUAAUUAUUCUUUGGAUUUCACUCUUUUCUGAAUCACUUAAUUUUUUUUUUUCCAGGAAAAGUUUAUGUUGGCGCAAAGAGGGAGAUUGCUGACAGCCGAAUCCCAGUACUCAAUGCGUACAUGAAGGUAACUCUGGAAAGAACUGUCCACACUGGUGCAUGAGGUUGUCAUUAUAUUGGAUCAUAAACUGAAUGCAAAACCUAUGCAGGAUAUGAAUGAGCACUAUUCCACUCCAACGGCAUUCAAAUAUGGCUCAAAAAACCGGGGAAGCAACAAGGCAAAGAAUUGCAUUUGUUUCAUAUGAACUUUGCCGUCACGGCUUCCUCCAAAGAAUUCUGGGAACUGUAGUUUGGUGAAGGAGCUCAGAAUAGUUCCUUGGCGAUCACUGCCCACCCUUCUAGAACUAUAAUUACCAGAGGUUGCUAAGGGAAGGGAAUGACCACUAAGCCAGCUUGAAUGUUAUUAUUUUCCUUGCUGCAUUUGGUUUCAGUAAAGGACACUAACGAAUGCAAUCCAUUUUGUAGGAAUGAACCCAUGCCAAAUUCAUAGAUUUUAAAAUCACUCCUCCACACAUACAAUGGGGCCACUAUGAACACGUAGAAGAAUUUUCAUUUUCUAUUUAACGAGAUUUAUAUACCACAUAAUGAUGAUGAUAUAACUUACUUAUGUCUAGAUAUAAUAAUAAUAAUAAUAAUAAUAAUAAUAAUAAUUUAUACCCAACAAAAUAUUAAAAAUACAAUAAAACUAUAUACAUACAUAUAUAGUUUUAUUGCAUUUUUAAAAUAAUAAUAAUAAUAAUAAUAAUAAUAGAUAUAAUAACAUUUAAAAAAAUGUAGAUGAAGCCAACAGUUUUCUAAAAUAUAAUGUGGGCAAAUAUGGGGUACAGCUAAUUUUUCUCUUGCAUCAUCAGAUCACAUAAUUUCAGGUCAGCCGUUAUGUGCUAACCUGACAACUUUGGCUUAACUACAACAUAUCAGGAAAAGGCUAAGGAAACCUGCAAGAACGUACCUGCUCAUCAAGGGGAAAUAACUCGCAAUGAAUGGGUUAUAGUACUGACCUCCCAAUCAGACGCUUAGGCCCAAAGUGCAACUUGAAGCCUGUUGUUGCCCAACUCUGACCUAAUAGUUGAGAGGAUUCUGCACAGUAGUGGAUAUUCCUAGCACCCCCCUCACUCGUUCAGGGAUUAUGUGAGGGGGCUGCAUUUGCAGUUCCCACCCCAGAGGUACAGCUUUAUAGUCACACAGAACUCUUUCUCCUUAAUGUUGUACAUAUAUCAGUGUUUAAGAAGUGGUGCCAAUACACAAAAUCCUACUUCACUCCCACAUAUUCAUUGUAAGGUAAAAGGUAAAAAAGGUAAAGGAUCCCUGGAUGGUUAAAUCCAGUCAAAGGCGACUAUGGGGUUGCGGCGCUCGUCUCACUUUCAGGCCGAGGGAGCCGGCGCUUGUCCACAGACAACUUUCUGGGUCAUAUGGCCAGCAGGACUAAACUGCUUCUGGCACAACGGAACACCAUGACGGAAACCAGAGCGCACAGAAAUGCUGUUUACCUUCCUGCAGCAUUGGUACCUAUUUAUCUACUUGCACUGGGGUGCUUUCGACCUGUUGUUUGGCAGAAGCUGGGACAGAGCAAUGGGAGCUCACCCGUCGUGGGGAUUCAAACCACCAACCUUCUGAUCAGCAAGCCCAAGAGGCUCAGUGGUUUAGACCACAGCGCCACCUGCGUUAUAUUCAUUAUAGAUGGGUGGGGUGGGGGUAAACAGCCCCAGAGAGAUCUCCUGUUGCUCUGGAGCAGACUCUUACCAGGGGUAAUGUCCCAUAUUCAUAUACCCCCCUCUCGUUUUCCUUUGACCCAGAAAUUGCUUAGCUUCCCAGCCUGGUUGCUGCUAGAUGAAGAUGUCCGAUUGUUUUUCUACCAGUCGGAGUUUGACAGUCAGCAGGUACCUCAGGGGCUGCGAAGGCUUCGCCCACGUACCCGUCGCGUGUGAGUAUCUCCUCCCCAGUCUUUCUGCCAAAUAAAUAAGACAUUCCCCCCUUUUUUUACCUGCCUGGAAUUUAAUCUUGUAGCUUCAUGGCCAUGCAUCCAAAUGACACAUUGCUCUCCCUCUUCUUGGUGACAGCAAGAGCGUUUCACCCCAGGAACCUGGCUUUGACCGACUGGCAGCCCCGCGGGCAGAGGUGGGUACCUUAUACAGCAAGUCGCAGAGGUGCAUAAGAUUGAAUUUCUUUGAAGAUAUGGAAUGUAGGGGCUCAUCAACACUUUCCUUGUCCUAUGCCUGGAAAGCAUGUGUCUGAGCAGUUUUCCAUGUUUUCUAGGUCUGGGUUCAAGCAGUUUUGCCUUUGCCUGCUGCUUUCCCCCAGAAAACCCACUCUUCAGCACUAAAUUGGGACAAACAGCAAUUGUCAUUUCUUCUUAUUCAAUAUUAAAUAACAGGUUUUCUUGGGGGAAAGUGGUGGGGCAUACGGGGGUGUGGAUAAGCCCUAUGUUUCUAAUACCAAAAAGUUUGUUAAAGUAACAUAGCCUGAGUUACCCAGCUUGUGCAAAUAAGUAUUUUGGCUUAGGAGAGCAUAUUCUUUAGAUACCAUGGGUCACCCUAGUUUGGGAUUCAUAAACUAACCUUAAACUCUAGUUUACAAUCCUGGCUUGAUCCUAGCUUGUUUGGGAGCAAGAACCCAGAGUGCUGGGUUUUCACGUUGUGGGAAACCAAGCUUAAUAGAUAGGAGAAAUAUAGUUGAAGUCAGGGUGUGUGUGUGCAAUAGAAUAAUAAACUCUGCAAUCUCAUUUAUUGGACAUCGCCUUCAAUGACUGGAACUAUGGGGAUGUGAUCUUUUUCUUCUGUGAGCCUAGACUCAAUCCAUCCCUCCAGUUCUGUUACUUUAUUUAUUUGUUUCUUUUGAUAGGCACUGUUCGAUUUUACUGGGUCCACUAAACUGGAACUGAGCUUCAAGAAGGGAGACUUGAUUUAUUUGCUCAGCAGGGUCAACAAGGACUGGUUUGAGGUAAAUAUCAAGGCCUUAUCUGAUCAUAUAUUACUGGCUUGAUUUCUAAUGUCUACCCAGCUUGCAGUGUGCUUUUAAUCAGGGGCUGGAUUAGCUUUAUUGGCAUUGCUGGAUAGAUAAAGACAUCACCAAUUUUUGAGGAUGGAUUUGUGAUUCCACUCCAGGUCAGAAGUGUGUGUAUGUUUUAAAUGGACAAUCUAGACAGCUGUGUUGUUGUGCAUAGUUUGCUGCUUUUUGGCCAGAUUUUUGUCAUUAAUGGCACUUUUACUUACUGCCCUCGUCUUCUGCAGCUCAUUUCCCAGCCCCCUCAUUCCCUCUUACGAAGAUCUCCUUUUCACUGCGCUCAUCAUAGGAGAUCCUGUGCCACAUCCAUAGUCAACAAAUUCUUGCCAUGGUGCUCUCGCGCAACCAUAGAGGCGUGCCACCCUUUUAAAGACACUGCUUGUCCCCACCAUCUUGUCCCAGGGAACUGUCCGAGAUGCCACUGGAAUUUUCCCAUGUGCUUUUGUGGAUAUCAUCAAAGAACUCCCACAGGAAGAGGACACCAUCAACUGGCUGCGCUGCUAUUAUCAUGAUGACAAUGUCAGCAGCAUCAGGUAAUGCAGGGGUGGGGAAACUUCUUCAGACACGGGGCCACCUUCUGUUCUGGGUAACCAAUAGUGGGUGGGGCCAGAGGCAAAAAUGGGUGGAGCAAAGAAGGUAAAUUCACUAGGAUAGUUUCCACAUGCACCUCUUCCUAUCCUCCAUCCAGGCAAACAAACAGCAUUAUCAGAGGUCAGUGACACAUUUCAGCCAGGUGAACUAUUCAAGGAGGGGCAAUGUCUGGGGACAGGGGAUGUGGCUGGGGAAGAUGUGUGGUUUGGGGAGAGUGCCGAGGGCUGGAUAGAAAGGCUUGGAAUCGCUGCUUCUGGGGAGCUAUUGCAGCAACCUGGAUUGACCCUUUAUUUUUAUUAAAUUUGUAUACCCCCCUUCAUCUCAGGGCAGUUCACAACAUGAAAAUACAAGCUAAAAACACAAAAUACAUAAUAAAAACAAGAACAACACCCCCACAAACCAAUAAUCCUCCCCAUUGCUUCCCACAAACAUAUUUAAAAAGGGUAUCAGAUGUUAAUCAGCCCAAGGCCUAGUUGAAGAGGAGUCUCUUGCCUCUGCUGUAAAUUCAGCAGAUGGUUUUAGGAAACUGCUGCCUCUUGAAUCCUCCCACCUAACAAUGUGGGAAUUAAUAGUUCUGACAUAGCUUGCAAGGUAGUUGUUAGAGAUACUAGAUAAUGCACCUGAUUCAUUGCUCUGAAUGUUGUUGUUGUUGUUGCAAAAUGCUAAUCUUUAUGCUGAGUUGGAGAGAGAACUUGCAUAUUCAAGAACCCCUGAAGUCCUAUAUGCAGAGUUUCCACAAAAGCCAGCCAUUUAAACACACACAUGCCUUUCUUACUGGAACACGGCGUGUUUGUGUAUUUGCCAUUUAAGCGCUGAUACAAUGUCAGGUUGUUUCCAGAUGACCUGUUUGUUGAGCAUUUCUCCCAAUUUGUUUGCACAAAGUUUGCCACAAGAUUUUACAAAGUCUGCUAUUUGUUGAGCAUGCUUUCUGUUUGGGUUGCGGAGAGGUUAUCAUACCCUCCAACAUUUCUCCAAUGAAAAUAAGGACAUCCUAAGGAAAAGUGGGACAUUCCGGGAUCAAAUCAGAAACUGGGACGGCUUUUCUAAAUCAGGGACGUCCCUGGAAAAUAGGGACACUUGGAGGGUCUGGGUUAUAAGACGUUGUAUUAAGCAAUUGUUAUCCCACACUUUCUUGUGCAUUUCCCCAUUACUUUCCCUACUGCAGAAAGGCGUGAUUUCUUUUUGGAAUUGGAUUUGUCUUGCUAGAGCACCAACUCCACUUUAAUGCACAACUUGAUUUUUCUGGUCUGUGAUCAAAUCCCCUCUUCAAAACAGCUACAGUUUGGAAAGGGGCCACAGACUGAGUUCAAAAAGUGAAGUGCAAGCAAGGUCUUCCUGUUGGAUUUCCUCUUUCGCACUUCCGCUGCAAGCUGACCUCGUGCCUCUCUCUUUUAGGGACAUAUCGGUGGAGGAGGACCUGAGCAGCACCCCACUAUUCCAAGACCUCAUGGAAUUAAUAAGGUAAAAAGCACAGGAAGAAAGAGCUCUCUCAGGCAAAAUACACUGAAAUCAUUUGCUCUUAUGUGCACUUUGCUGAAAUUCUAAAUGACCUCUGCAAUUGUAUCUGGAAAAGAUUUGCUGUAUUAGGAGUUGAAUUGUUUCAAUGGUCCCUUAAACCAAAAUAACUGAAAGAAUCCCUUCAUUUAUUUUGCUCUUAACAAGUGGAGGGAGCCUUCUGUUCCUUGAAACUGUUUGUGCUGCUCUUCUCUUUGAAACUUUGAAUGGGGAAAUUUGUGUCUUUAGUUUGCCAUUCCAGUGCAAGUCUCUAGUGUAGGGUAUGCUCACACUGCUAUUAGCGCGUAUAGUCCCCUUACCUAAUACUACGUACUGUCCUGAUUUGCACUCCGCUUCCUUUAUUUAGUGCCAAAUUUAGCAGCUCAUUAAACAGAUAAAUUGGUAAGUGUGUCCAUUAGUGCUAACUUUAGCAUAGGAUCUUUCUUCCUGCUCAUUGUCUUGUCCUUCCUGCUUUGCUCUUAUUGGGAUGCUUGAUAUGGCUUUGCACAUGUGCUUGUGAGUUAAUCUGAUUUUGGUCCUGUGCACCUACUCAACUACUUUCACAAAGGAAAUCUUAACUUUUAAUCUAAAGGGCAUAGGUGCCACAACACUAAAGGCCUGGUCCCUAUUUUGUGCAGAACGGACAUCCCUAUAAGAUGCUGUCUGCGGGAGGCCCUUACUGAGGGAGUGCAGUUUUCAAUACUGUAGGGUAUAUAAAGAUUGAUACGCUAUUUCAGGUAUCCUGGUCCCAACCUAUAUAAAGCUUUAUACACCCAAACCAGCACCUUGAAAUUAGCCCAGUAGCUAAUUGGUGACUCAUGGUAUAAACACGGUGGUGAUAUCCUUCCCCAGUGACCAGUCUCAAGGGUAGCACCACAUAGAGCACAUUGCAGUAAUCCAGCCUGGAUGUUACCAGUGCACGGAUGACAGUGUUAUGAAAAUAGAAGGAAGAAUAAAAUGUAACUAUUUAGAGAGAGAGAGAGAGAGAGAGAGAGAGAGAGAUAGAACCAAUCAGGAGAGGAUGAAAUAUGUAUGUGCCACAAAUCAGUUGCACAGCACAUGCAACUUCAAAAAUGUAUAUUGUCCAAGGACAGCCAGGACCAAUGAUCCAGGGACAAAUAUUGCUUGCAGCUGAAGUUUGCUGAUGCAGAUGGAGCCUGAGAGCUGAAUCAAUCAUGUCACCAUUUUUAAUGAAGUUGAAAUUUGCGUGGAGGACCACAGGAAACAUUCACAUGUAUGGAAACAAAAUUGGUUUGGCCUACUUGUCUGCAUUAGUGUGGGGUUGGGGUGGGAAUGGCUUUAAAAGAUUUAGACAGAUUCAUGGAGGCAGUGCUUUCAAUGACUGCUAACCAUAAUGGCUAUGUUCUACCUCCACUGUCAGAGGCAGUAUGUCCCUGAUUUCCAGCUUCUUGGAAUUGUAUGUGGGCAGAGGGUUGUAGUGCUCACGUCUUGCUGGCAGGCUUCUCACAGGCUUUCGGCUGGCCACUGUGAAAACAGGAUGCUGGACUAUAGGGGCCAUUGGCCGGAUUCAGCAGGCUCUUCUUCCAUUCCUAAAAUCAGCCACACCCACAGGGCAUUGUUUUUAUACCCUGCCACCCUCAGGUCACACUACAAAGCCUUCACAUCUCUCUCUCUCCCUCCCUCUCCCUCUCUCUCUCUCCCGCCCCCAGCUUGGUCUCCUCAGAAGGAGCUGCCAAGACUACACCCAGGAACGUUUGCUUUUGUGUAUGGCUGCCCCAUGUGGCGAAUGAUCAGAAUUUCAUUUUGGAACAUUUGCUUUGCAAAAACAUUUUUGCUAAGCUCAAAAUUUAUGCAAGGGUUCAGUUCCCAGGAACUGCACACAAACACCAAAAAUGCGUAUAGCCAGGAAGGCCCCUUAUUUAUUUAUUUUUUAAAUGAUAUUUAUUGAAAAUUUUUAAAAUUACAGAAAAAGACAGAGCAGAAAAAGAAAAAAGAAAGAAACAAAAAAGAGAAAAAGAAAACAAACCACAUCCAGCAAUACAAAUUCAAAAAACAAAAAUACACCACAAACAUAGAAAAAUAAAACCAACAUUCUCAAAUCUUCAACUUUCAUUACCUUCUUUCUUUGACCUCCUCCUCCUCCCUUUUUUUGUAUCCCAGUUAUUAAUUAUCGCAGCAAAUCCUUUCCAUAUUUCAUAAUAUUCUGUCAUUACAUUACCUUAAUCUAUUUUAAAACUUAAAUCUUAUUUUACCCACUUCUCAUAACCAUAAUAUUCUUGCCUAAUUCUUUAAAACAUUUUUGCUAGAGCCAAGUAAUUUCGUUCCAACAUUUUUCUAACAGUCAUCAGUUUUAUAAAACAAUCCUAGUAAUAAUUAAAAAAAAAGGAAUAGAAACAAUCCAAUCUUCAUCCAGCGUCCCUUCCUCCUGGUCCCGGGUUUUGUCAGUCCUUUUUAUCCCGUCGAUCUAGCGCAUUAACCUGGUAACCUUAUAUCCGAGGCCCUUAAGUCCCUUCCAUGUCCCUUCCGCAGCUCUUCUUCAUAUUCCCCUUUCACUCGUGGGAACUCCAGCUUGGUGAUGUUUUUGACCCUUUUCAACAAAUCAGCCCCUUUUCCAUAGUCCAGACUAAACUCCAUGUAGUAUUUAAAGACAUGUUUCAGAAUCCCUCCAAAAUUGAGAGCCCCCACAGCUCCAAACAUCUCACGGCCCAUUGCCAGACUCAGAAAGUCCAAACAUCCCUGCAUAGGGGGGUCUAUCCAACCCCCCAUUUCCAAAUCAGUCCAAACUUUAUCUUUCCUAAUCUGGCUUUUUCCAAGUUCAUUCAUCAAAUCCAAAAGCUCAUGUUCCUGCUGGGCUGCAGCUCCCUCCAUCUCUGGCGCCCAAGAUUCCGCAACGUCCUCUUCUCUCAUCUGUUCUGUCAGGGCACACUCCUGAAUUAAUUCCUGGGUGGGCUCCAUAUAGUUUCCCACUGCCUGUUCAAAAAUUCUGGCUGCAUUAGUCAUCAAAUCCGUCUUCUCAGUUAACUGUUCCAGUAGAGCAUUUAUUUUGCAGAGAGCACACAACAGAGCUUCUGAAUACAUUGUCCUACAAGGUCACAAGCCUUUUCCCACGAUUGUAAUCUGUGACAGCUGCAAGCUCCCUGGAAUUAGUUACAGUUUCCCAGUCUCCCUCUAGGGGGAAAACUUCUAAUUGUUCUCUUUUUGAGAUAUUUUGUCAAUAUUUGUUCCUUUAAAAUGCGAAAGGAAACAGUGGAAUCACUAUGUUUCUCUUCUUUUAGCUAUCUGUCAAAAACGUUUGUCUCUGGUCAAUGAGCUUCAAACGUCAGUCCUGACACCCCGCUCCAGGAUCAGGAUGGUGGAAAGUUACUUUACUUUAAACUCACUUCUGCAGGUUUAUACAGUCCGAAAAGAUCCCCCUUCUUCUCCUGCUGCCGAAGGGGGGUUCGAGGAUUUUAAAUGAUGAAAGCCGAUCCUUUAGAAGCGAUUUUCUGAGCUCUAGUUUACGUUGUCUUUGCUUUAUUCUGUCUACAAAGAAACGGAAGGCUGACUUCCUGUUUAGACCUUCCCGUUUCAGUGCCAAAUUGAAGUAAAUUUUUAAAUCCAAUUCCUUUCUGCUUGCAAAUCCUUAUUUAAAGUUCAAUUUGUUCAAAGUUUAAGUACUCACGGGUGCUUAUUUUAGAAGCCAAAUUGUCCCAGGAAAAAGGCAGCGCUCUCCGGCAACGGCUAUGCGGCUUCGCUCCACGGAAAUAGCAGUUGACUCACAGCACCGCGCCGCUUCCCCCUCUUCGCUUCGGAGCCCGUUAGUGGGUUCCUUUGUGGGUUGGGGGGGCGCUAAGGGUGCCUGCUGAGUCCCAUGGUCACAGGCUUCAUCCGCCUGUGAUUUUUAAAAGGGUCCCUGCUUCGCCGUAGCGGAAAAGAACCGUUUCGCGCGGAGCUAGUCCCUCCAGUUCAGAGGGAGUCCGCCAUUGCCGAUGGCGCCACCCCGGAAGUCCUAGCCAGGAAGGCCCCUUAAUCCCAUAAAAAAAAUAAAUCCAACAAAGAAAAAAACAGCACUUACCAACAAAUGAUGGCUGUGUUACUUAGUCUUCCUCUUCCUCUUCUGAGCCUGGCAUUGCUUCAGGGAAUGAAAUCACAACAGGGGUGGGGUUUCACCGGUAGCCAGCUGAAGAUGGUAAGCUUGGCCGUAGUCCAGCUUCAGAGCUGGGGUCGGCUUCCAGAUCACGUCCCCUUGCUCUGAGACCACCUCUGCUUGUUCUCUGUGCUCUCGCUGGGCCCUAUAUCAGUCUCUGACUCUCUGACAACACCCAAACACUCUCCCAAGGUUAGUGCAGUUGCUGAUGGGAUUGCCAGCUUCUGACAUUUUUCUACUGUGCAUUUUGAUUUUUCUGGUGUUUUUCCAAUGUCUUUAUUUUCCAAUCACCUGUGUAUUGUUGUGUUUAUGUAAGAAAGGCGAGUGUAAGUUGUGGGCUUGCUGUAUACUAGGCACAAUUGCAUAGAAGAGCAUGUACAUCAGCAGACAUUUGCACUGAAAUUCUUUUGAAUUUUCAUGAGGACUUUAGAAAAGAAAAUCACAAACAGAUCUGGAAAUAUGGGUAACUAAACUUUAGUAAAAUGAGAAACCCAAAGAAACGAAAAAUGGAAAAUGAACACAUCAGGAUAAACACAGACUUCCCCAUGCCAUGUAUGCUUUCCUUCUGGACUAGGAUGACUUGCUCUGUUCAAACAAGCAGCCCCCUGACUUGCCUUCUGAGAUUGUGUGGUUCAGGGGUGGAGAACUACAUUCAUUGGUAGCCUCUGAGAGGUCAGGGGUCAGGGUUGGUGGGGCCAUAGGCAAAACUGGCCAGAGCAGUGGCUUUACCUUUGUGCAGUAGGAUGUGGGUCAUCAGAAGCAGCCAUAGGAUUAACGUCUAUUUCUUUUUCCAGCCGAGCGUUUGCACGUGACGAUAUUGCCCUGAAUUACCGUGAUGCUGAGGGCGAUCUGAUCCGCCUGCUGUCUGAUGAGGAUGUUGUACUCAUGGUGAAGCAGGGCAGGAGUUGGCCUUUUGAGAAGCACAUCUUCCCGUGGAAACUGCAUGUUACUCAGCAAGAUGAUUACAGUGUCUAUGACCCAGCGGGAGCUGGAAUCGCAGCACAAACAGCAACAGAACCAUGAUCCUUGUUGUUAGUGCUGCUCAACGGGGUGUGUGUGUGUGUGUGUGUGUGUGUGUAAUACAACAACCUGGAACCAUGUGGAACUGUCCUGCAGGACUUUCUCCAUAUUUUACUACACAUUUUCUUUGGUUAACAAUAUGCAUUGCAUUAUCACAGAGGGUUAUUUUGGGUUUCUCCUAAAUACAGGUCCUCGUGUUGAGUUAGACUGUACCCACGCACCUCUCUUCUUGUGGGCUUUUUGGCUACUAUGUUCUUGAUUUAGAAGAUUAUUAUUAUUUUAUUAUUAUGUUAAUGUAAGUUAUAUGAUAACAUUGUAUUGUAGUAAAAAAGUUACUAUAAGCAUGCUCUGGGUUCUGUCAGUCACUUCUAGGUUCUAACAAUCUCAUGAUAGUAUUAUAUUAUGGUUAGCAACUACAACAGUUUCCUUAAGCUCAUUUAAACAUGAGUUUAAAAUUCAUUUCUCCAGCUACCCUGUAAAUAAAUGUCUUUACUCGGGUAUCCAUCUACUCUAUAUACAAGCUUACAUUUACCAAGGCAUCUAUUUACGUAGAAAGACUAAUAAAAAAUGGGUUUUUAGAGAACGCUCGUUUACAGCAUUGUUGGUUUCACUGAACUAUAGAGCAUGCCAGAGCCUAAUUCUUUUUUGAAACAUCAUUCCCUCUGCUUCUGAUGCUUAGACUGUGAGUGACAAUGCUUAUGCUGUCAGAAUGGUACCACCUGCACACAAGGGCGAGGUAGCAGUAGGACUGAAUAGGUGGCCACUGACUACAUUUCAGCACUCCUGGGUGGCUUUUGUUAGUUUGCUGCUUCAAAAAUCACACUGAUGUACUUGGGGAAAGUGGGUUAAUUGCUGGGAAUUAGUGUGUGUUCACUUUUUAUUCUAUUCUAUGUGAUUUCUAAAAGAAAAAUAGUUUAUGACCUUAGAAUGUGUUGUAUGUCACCUUGAGAACUGUGUGGUAUUCAGCUAACAGAGAAAUCUUUGUGACUUCUUGCGGGACAGAUCCCCUGUUCUUCUGACUAUCUUGAUCCUUGAACCCCUGGACAGGACUCUGGCCUCUCUGGGGCAGCAGAAUUUUGAGCCACGGGGCAGGCAUGAUAGGAAGGGGACGAUGAGAUACCAGGGAUGUGCAGGGAUAACAUGCUUAGAGAAUGGUGGUUGAAUCUUGAAGACUGACAAUGCUAGCAAAUAAGACAAACAAGAUUUCAACUAGACAAGGGGAAGGGAUUUUCCAGGGAAAGGGACCUCAAAAUAUGGGGGCUGUCCCUGAUACGUCAGGAGAGUUGAAUUUAUACCACCAGUGUAAAGCUAGGUGGGUAUGGGUAGACAGAUUUCAUUUCUUCUGUUUUUCCCCCUCUUCAUACCAAAAUCCAAAAGUACUUUUAUUCAGAAACAACACUCACCAAUUUCAAGGGAACUUGGAGCUGAUACAAACAUGAGUGUCCUUCAUGGCAGUGUGGGGGUGGGGGGAUCCAAAACAAUAGCAUGUUGUGUUUGCAGCUGUGCUAAGCGGUCAGACUGAGAGAGUCGGCAUGCAUUCAAGGAAAAGGGAAGUUCUAGUCCAGAGGAAGUGGGAUUGAGCAAUUAAUAACAGACCAUGCAAACUGCCUCGGCAUGGUUUAGGAGCCACCCACAUUUUUGAAAAACCCCAAACACCUUUCUUUUGAAGUGUGUUUCACUGAUACUACCACAAUGCAGUUUGAGUGGUGGAUUCUCUGCAACAGAAGUACAACCUGGAAGGAAGAUGUCUGUAAAUAGCUCCCUUUAGGUACUGCAUUGGAUCACUGUCCUACUACCCAUAAGCCUGCUAAAUAUUUCCUGGAUGGAGGAUUGAGGGCACUUUCCCCAGGAGGAUUUUAUUUAUUAAUUCCACAGCGCCCUCAAGUGUGCUAAGCGCUCUAGAGAGAGAGAGAGAGCGCGCGCACAGGUAUAAAGAGAUAUUUUCUACAGCAGUUUUUAAUGUUAUGGAAGAGAAGAGGAUUUUUUCUUUUCUUUUUGGUGUUGCUGCUUGAAUAACCUUUGGCAAGCACUCUUGCCAGCACGAGUGUGCUGAAAGCUUCCCUCUCCUAAUUGCAAAAGCACUGGCACUUAUAAUCCAUGCAAAUUUAAUUCCGCAACCAAUUAGCAUUCCUUUCUGGCUUGGACAGAGGCAAUGCUUGCUGAAAACCCAAGAGAUAAGAGAGAAUGCAUUCUUUUACAGCUAAAUACAACCAAACUCACUUAAGAUGUUAGAAAGAGGAAGCUGGCAGGGGCAAAGGACAGCUGGUUGUCAUCAAGCCACACUUUGAAGUCGCAAAUGCAGGGGGAUAGUGGGGGGGGCAGGGGGUUGUGGCCCCGGUCGCAGAAUUUUGAGGGGAUGUGAGCCAGCACCAACUUCUGUGGGGAUCCCCAUCCUUCACAACUUGCUGCCAGGGGUCUCUGGGCACCAGAGCCCAGCCCAGCUUAGCCACCACAUCCCCAGCCCCCUCCUCACUCGGGGCACUUCCUGGAUGGUGAGUGAGGUGGGCAAAGGGUGAACCCAGCCCGGCCCAGCCCAGUUCUCCGCUCCACAGGCAUCAGGUUAAUUUGUCCACCAAGGGCUGCGAUGGCCAGUUGGGCUUCUCCCUGCACAAGAGGGCAAGUGGAGCAAUGCAGCCCUGCUUGGCCCCGGUCAGGGCAGGGGUUGGGUAUGCCCCAGUGGGGUAGACAUCCAGAGCCCAAUUCAGCAGAAUGAACAGGAGAGCCACAAAACACAGUAAAGCAAGCUUGCCCCAUAUUAUACUAAGGGAAGCAUAACACAGCACCGUCUAAAGACCCCCACUGAUCAUUCAGUCAACAAGAAAAACCUCUAGGUUUUAGCACAUUGUGUUAAGAGCUUUUCAAGUUCAUUUAAGCUUUAAAAUGCCAUGAAAUUACAGCCCUUAAGGGCCACACCAUUAAUGGGUGUGCUAUUCAAAAACAUUUGUGCUGCUACAGUGUGGUAUCCUAUCCUAUGGUCACUAACCGUUGGCAGGAUGCAGCUGCUUCCCUGACCUCCCAUCAUUGACAUUGCUGAGGCUCACCAAGAGAGGAAAGGGCAAAGCAGCAGCAAGGUCAGCACAGUGCAAAUGCAUUGGCAGAACCAGUCCAGGGCUCCUGCCAGUAUGUUUGCACCGCACUGGCCUUGCUGCCACCUCCUUGCUCCUCCUAGUAAUGCUGGUGAUGCCAUGUUGGGUUAGCACCACCAUCAUCCUGACCUGCCAACCGCUACUGCUUGUGGUUUGUUCUAGCUUCACCCCUACCUUGAAUCUGGGUGGCUGUUGGCAGAGUGGUUUGUAUGAGCCCCAGACCUGUCUGCUCAGUGGGAUGGAGUCUAUGGAACUGAAGCUAAAUGACAUCAUCUGAGUGGUCCCAGGUUCCCCACUUGUAGUUACUAUGCACACACAGUCUUUUAUUUCCAUGUUGUCUCCAAGCGGAAUCUGAUAGGAAGAGAAGAGUGGCAAGAAGUGCUCAUUCGCCAGCCCCCAAAACAUGUCACACUUUGUCAGAAGAAGCAGGAAAGUUGUGCAAUCUGUAUAACAAUGGAAACAGAACAACUUCCUCUUCCAUCCCAGAAUCGAUUUUGAAAGGAGGCAGUGUAUGAGAAAAGGAAACCGAGACGAAAUUCUCAAGAACAGUCUCGAUUCACCCAGGCUAUUUGAAGACCAAAGAAUGGGAGAUCUCCUUUAUCUCUGAAGAAGACCAAGAGGCUUAAGCCUCCCUUGGCUCCAGAGGAAUCCAUUACAUCUCUUGCUUCAGGUAAGGAAACUAUCUUUCUAGAGACGUGGAGAAUUAAAUGACAAAAUCAUUGGAUUUUGGGGUGGGAAAGAAAGGGCAUUUCCCAUGUGUUUGAUGAACUGAACAUUGACAUAGGACAGCCUCCCCAAACCUGGUUCCUUCCAGAUGUUUUGGAUUACAACUCUCAUCAGUGCCAAUUGGGGCAGGCUAGGAUAGCAGAUCAUUAUACUCAGGAAAAUGGAAGCUCCCUGCUUUGCUCUUUCAGGUACAGGAGACAGGGGAGGAAAAGCAGGAGAAAAACACUCUUUCCUGAGAUAAAGCACAGUCUUUCUCUCUCUGAAAUGGAAGCCGUAGCCUUUCAUAGGAGCAACCAGCAUACUUGGUCCCAUUUGUUCCACCCUGAAGACUUUCCCUUGAGCUGAUGAUCAGAGGCACCUGCCUGGCAGUUCUUUGCCCUUGAGAAGUGCUCCUCAGUGGGCUGCUGGUGGGGUCAGGCACAAUGCACACUUUUCCAACCUUUUGUUGUGCCCUAAUCUGGCAGAUAGGGACACGGGUGGCGCUGUGGGUUAAACCACAGAGCCUAGGGCUUGCUAAUCAGAAGGGUGGGGGUUCGAAUCCCAGCGAUGGGGUGAGCUCCUGUUGCUUGGUCCCUGCUCCUGCCAACCUAGCAGUUUGAAAGCAUGUCAAAGUGCAAGUAGAUAAAUAGGUACCGCUCCGGCAGGAAGGUAAACGGUGUUUCCAUGCACUGCUCUGGUUCACCAGAAGCGGCUUAGUCAUGCUGGCCAUAUGAUCUGGAAGCUGUACGCCGGCUCCCUCAGCCAAUAAAGCAAGAUGAGCGCUGCAACCCCAGAGUCGGUCACGACUGGACCUAAUGGUCAGGGGUCCCUUUACCUUUACCUUUUUCAUCUGGCAGAUAGGGACGUGGGUGGCGCUGUGGUCUAAACCACUGAGCCUAGGGCUUGCCGACUGGAAGGUCAGCGGUUCUAAUCCCCGCGACGGAGUGAGCUCUCGUUGCUCGGUCCCAGCUCCUGCCAACCUAGCUGUUCGAAUGCAUGUCAAAGUGCAAGUAGAUAAAUAGGUACCACUCUGGUGGGAAGGUAAACGGCGUUUCCAUGUGCUGCUCUGGUUCGUCAGAAGCGGCUUAGUCAUGUUGGCCACAUGACCCAGAAAAACUGUCUGCAGAAGCAGACAAAUGCCGGCUUCCUCGGCCUGUAAAGCAAGAUGAGCGCCGCAACCCCAGAGUCGUUUGCGACUGGACUUAACUGUCAGGGGUCCUUUACCUUUUUUUAAUCUGGCAGAUGGAAAAGGGUAUCUUUCAAAAAUUAUUCUUAAACCCCCCCCCCCCCCAAAAAACACCCUUGGCUAUUUUGUCUACCAUGAAACAUAUUUGAAACAUUGCCUCUGGUUUAAGCUUGCUCUUGCACAAUUCCAUAGAUUUUUUUUUUUAAAAAAAGCAUGUGCACAGGUGAAAAAUACCUGCGUACAUGCGCACAAUGAACCUCAAGUUUCUGGAACUCACGAAGGGGUGGGGAAGUACUAACUGAAGGAGAGGGCAACAACACAUAGUACAAAUGCACCCCCUCAAGCACUGCCUGCUAAUGUGAAUGUGAAACAUUGAGAUUGGUUUUGGAGCCAUGAAAUUGAAAGCACUCAUAUGUGUACAAUGGGGGGGAAAUGACACACACACACAUUCCUGUGGACACAGCUAUAGUCAACGGCCAGGGAAUUGGUACCCUGCCCUAAAAAGAAAGGGAUGGAGAAGAGACAUAAAACAGCAGGGAGAUGAGGCAGAUGGACCAGAAGGUAGGCAGGUGGUGGUGUGUAAUGUUGUGAAUCCAUUCAUGUCAUGCAGAUUGCUGCAACCUUUUCCUAAUAAAAGUAUCAUUCGCCAAAUAAGGCCCAUUUUACACUCCUAUGGAGCAUAUUAGAGAAGUGUCUCUUUCCUGGUCCCUCUUUCCUUGGAACGUAACUGUGUUUUCAGGGCAAUAAGCAUUCAUCCUGAUAAGCUCGCGGGUCAUUUACAUGUCUUCUCAUUAGCCAUUUGUUGAUGCCACACCCUUAAUGCACCUUCCAAGCAGCAAAAAGUCCAGUUUUCAUUUGUUGUGCUAGGAUGACAGAGAACUUUAGUUUAAUCAUGCAAACUAAAAUUCCUGCAUGCCUUUGAAUCCCCACCCCCAUGCAAAAUGCUACAGGCUGGAAGCAUCCAGAGUUUGGAAAAGAAGGAAAUUGAAGUCAAGGAUAACAAAUCUCCAUAAACUCACAGUUAAACUGUAGGUCUGAGACAGUAAGUCAAACAAGCCAAUUGCUUGAGUUCUGAGAAUGGUAUAACAAUCAAUCCCUCUCCCUCUUCCCAGGGAACACUGGGAAUUGUAGUUCCAUGUGGGGAAAUGGUUCCCCCCCAACAACUCUGAGCACCCUUAACCAGCUACAGUUCCCGUGAUUCUUUGGGGGAAGCUGCUAAAGUGGCGUAAGUGUGCUUUAAAUGUACGGUGCAGAUACAGCUAGGCAAAUAAAAUGUCAGCAGGAGAUGUGAUCAUGGGCCACCCACAUCAUGACUAAUGUGAUCUUGAGUGAUCACAGGAUUCUUUCCUCUCAUCCCCACACAUAGAAGUUUCUCCAUGAGAUGUGGCGAGAGUGAGAGUCCUUGUUUUAGCUCUGUAGACCAGUUUCGGUCUGACCUGAAAAGAAAUCGGAGCAGUUCUUUCUGGAGGUCAUAAUGAUGAAUCAGAGCAGUGGGGGCCCAAGGCGUUUCAGCACCUGAGGCAAAAUGCCCUGCUGCCUCUGUGAUGGGGGUGCAAACGCCAUAAGCAGUUCUCCCUGCCAGGCAGGCGGUACAUGCUUCCUGAUCUACACCCCCCCCCCGGUGGCAAAGCUGGGUGGCAGAACGCCCCCACCCUUUUGCUGACCUGGCAGGAGGGGAGAUAUUCCGCAGAGCUUUGCCACCAGUCCCUCUGCCCCUAGAGGCAGGGGAGACCAGAGGCAAAGCUGGGCAGCAUUUGGGGCAUGCCUCCUGAGGCAGCUGCCUCAUGGGUGAGCCGGCUCUGAAUCAGUCUUACAUUAGAAUGUAAGAAUAGCAUUGCUGGACCAGGCCAGUGGCUCAUCUAAUCCAGCAAGCUGUGCAUACAGUAGCCAACCAGAUGGCCAUAGGGAGCCUGCAAGCAGGGCCUGCGGUUUCCAACAACUGAUAUUCAGAAGCAUAAUGCCUCUGAUAGCAGAGGAAGAACAUAGCCAUCAUGCUUAGUAGCCCUUGAUGAACGUGGUUAUCCUGCCCUUUAUUUGUGCUGACUUUGCUAGAUGCUUUUAAAAGUCGGCGGUGGUUUGGCACCAGGGGGUUUCAGAGUGUCUUCUGGGGAAUUCUAGCAUUCCUUGAAAGCUGAUCAUGGUUUCUUGAUUGAGAAGAGCAGAUGAGCUUCCCUGAUAGGUAACUUUCCUACCGCUUUCAGGCGUACAAUUCAUACAAUUACAGCAGAGGGUUCUCUGUUUGCUCAGAGAGGGCAAAACGGAUGGCAAGUGCUCUACUUGGACUGGGCUGUUUGCUUAUUCCAGCAGCCCUUCUCAACCUGGUGCCCUCUAAAUAUUUGUUAGACUACAACUCCCUUCUCUCCUGGUCAUUGGCCAUGCUGGCUGAGGUUGAUGGGAGUUGUUGACCAAGACGCCUGGAGAGCAGCAGGUUGGUGAAGUCUGCCCCAAAACAAAUAAGAGUUUGGGGCAGAUAUCAGACAAGGCAAUGUAGGUGAGUGGGGGGGUUCAUUGAACGUAACAGAUUUGGAGUUAGGUGGGAAGAGAGAAGUACCCUUGAUUUACACUUUUACUCCCACCUUCAGCAGGUGACCCAGGGAGAGCUGCAACGUGAACAGGUACCAAGAAGUUGGGCAUCAGACAGCGCUCAGCCCAAGGAGCGGGACAAUUAUUCAAGGAUAAACAGAGACAAGAGAAACAUGAGAUUCUGCAGGGUGGCCUUGGCUUUGAGUCUCUUGUCUUAUGUUGUUGAAGCUCAGCGUGAGUUUUGUAUUCAUUGUCUAACUCUUCCCUCUCUCUUUUUUCUAUUCUCCUUUAAUUUAUUUUCUUUUUCCAUGCUCCUCUGAUGCCGAGUGUUCUGUUACACCUUAGUGCAAAGGUCACAAACCUUUGGAGGCCUCUGAGAACAUCUGGAAUUUUGAGAGCGAAAGCUGUGAGCACCAUCAACUCUGGCUGAUUCUUUCCCCUUCCCAUCCCCCACCAACAGAUAGAAAAAGAGAAAGCACACACAUACACACAUAGAAAGAAAGAGAAAGAAAGAGAAAGAAAGAAAGAAAGAAAGAGAGAGAGAACAAGAGAAAGAGAAAGAGAGAAAGAGAGAAAGAGAGAGAGAGAGAGAGAGAGAGAGAGAGAGAGAGAGAGAGAGAGUCUUUACCUUUCCAUGAGAUCUAGGUAAAAGUUGAAGCCAGUAGAAUUAAAAUGGAUCUUUGUGAAUUUGCAUGAUUUUAAAUAAUAUCCCACUGACCAACACAUCAAAUUUAAGCAGAGGUCACCAAUUUUGGGGGCUCUUCUGGGAACAUUUGCAAGCCAGAGAAACCAUUGCGGUUACCACAAAACAAAGCACGUCCUCUGUAGGCACAUGCACAUCUUCAAGCACCAUGUUGGCAGCCACUGUGUUACACCAGGAGAUGGAAACAGGGUGGACGAGGCUAUGAAGGGUUGGGGUUAUUGAGAAAGUAGAUGACUCGGUGGCUCCAAUUGACUUCAGACAUAGGUAGCUUCUAUGUGGUAGAGAGAGGAGGGAGGAGGCAAAACCCAAAUCAUAUCUAGAGACACGGCGGUCACCAUGAGGAGAUUUAGCUUGGACUCCUCAUGUCAUUCAAAGCAUGCCCCUUUUCUUUCUCCCAUACAAGGGAAUGGAUGGCAUUUCCUACAUAGUAGAAAUAUAAAUCAAUGAACUAAGAGAAAACUUUGCAAUUAGGAAGGGAGCAGAAAUUCAGUGUAGCCCACAUUUAAAGUUGAACCUACCAAACCCACAUUUUCUAAAACAACACGCAAAUGGAAACACAGCCAUUCUUCAAAAUCUAUACUUCUCCAAAUUCUGCAAUUGCAAUUCUCCACAAAAAAUGGUAAAAUAUGUUCAGAGACAGCUAUGUGUAGGUUCUCUUCAAGAAUUUCUCUGAAUCAACAUGCAACAUGAUAUGAAUCCAUAGUCCUGAAUCAAACCUAAGAUGAAAGAAAUGAAUUUUCUAAUAAAGUGAAAUUAAUGGUUUUAUGUUGGAGUCUCCCUCCAGAGUUCUUGUUUUCAAAGAGGACCAUCUUAAGGACAGUUACAGAGUGACCUGAUACCAGGGAGAUUUAUAAAAACAAUCCAGAAAUCCAAGCUGAUUACCUAUGGUUUGAAUUUUCAUCACAUGGCAUGUGUUAAAUAGCGUACCACUGUCCAGUUGUUUGUAUUCUCAGCAGUAAAAGAUCUGCUAGUCACCAAUGAAACUAUUUUGCUAGCCAGUUCUUCCUCCUGCUCCUCUCCAUCUCUACAAUCAUUUAGGAAUUUAGGAUUAUACUUCAUACUUUACAUGAAAUUGACUCUAGUCCCUGAAAGCUCAUGCCACAAUAAAUGUGUUGUUCUUUCAAAGUGCCACAACACCCUCCAUUCUCAAGACUAUGAGGCUAAGAAGAACAUUUAUGUUCCUUAAAUCCAUGAAAAACCACCAAGAGAUUACAGAAUGUAUUAUUCAUUAACCGUUUGUUCCCUGCUUCUUUGGUUCUUCCCCAACACCAGUUUAUAUUCUUAUGAAUUUUCCCUUUCCUUUGCAGAGAAGUCACCUAUGGAAACUCUUGACUGCUUCAGUGACUAUGUGUCACACACAGCCUGCACCUGGAAUGAAAGCCGGGAUGCAAGGAACUUUGUCAAGAUGAAGCUUCUUCAUAGCGACAUAUAUCAGUGAGUGCCUAACCUCUAAUCCCUGAGGAUAGGGAACCUGCGGCCCUCCAGUUAUUGCUGUAUUCCAACUCCCAUUGGCCUCAGUCAGCAUGGCCAAUGGCCAGGGAUGAUGGGAGUUGGUCCAAAAGCACCUGGGGUGGGGAACAAGUACCCACCCUUGUCUUAUCCAUUGCAGAAUAAUGAAAAAAUAAUGCUGGAGGCUGCUGGGCCUAAGGGUGGAGAUGCUUGAGGAAUUGGAUCUUUGCAAAUCCCAAUAUGAACAGGCCUGAUCUCUGCCUCCCAGACUCCCAGGUGUAUGGAUUCAUCCACUUAGUUAUCAACCAGUUGUUGUUUUUUGCACUUUCCAAGUGCUCCUGUGCAGUUCUCGGCUCAAAAACUCUUUUCAAAAAUUCUAUAUUUUGAGAGAGAGGGAGAAAGAAAGACCGGGGAGAAGAGUCGGCGGAAUAAGAUGGGAAGAAAUUAAAAGACUAUCUACAGAAACAUUGUAAAAUUAAUGAAUGUUAGAAUGAUGUUGGAUAGAAAUUAAGUGGUUUCCAGCUGUAAUGCUUUAAGGGAAUAUGAAAAAUGGGUUGUUAAGAGGUGAAAAUCUAACGUUACUAUUGUAACCAAAGAUUAGGAUAAAUAAAGAGGGUAAGGAUUUGCUGAACCAACAAAUUGAACUGGAAUACAAAAAAGGGAGGUAUGAGGAGGUCCGGGAAACAAGCUAAGGAAAAAUAAGUAAUGGAAAAAUUGAGUGGUUUUUAAUCAUUUUUAUUUUGUAUUUUCUUUUUCAUUUUCAUUUUUAUAUUGUAACUUUGUAUUUUAUUUUUAUUUUUCACUUUUAUAUUGUAAUUUUCUGAAAAUCUUAAUAAAUAUCUUAUAAAAAGAAAGAAAGAAAGAAAGAAAGAAAGAAAGAAAGAAAGAAAGAAAGGUUUCAAAAUGCAUAUUUUAGAUAAAUCCAAACUAAUGGGUUCAAAUUGCAAGAAAUGGGGUUGAAUCUAAACACUGAGAAGGGAUUUCCUUGUGGUGCCCACAGUGGAACAGGCUGACUUGGAAGGUAGUGUGUUCUCCUUCCUUAGGAGUUCUAAAGGAGUGGCUGGCUGGAUGCUGUGUAGCAGCAAAUUCUCUGCAUCAGCUGGCAGUUGGACUUGACUCCUUGAGUCCUCUUCCAACUGCAGGCUUCCAAAAUACAUUUUAAAAUGUGUAAUUCAAUACAUAUUCUUCAAGGAAGGAAGGAAGGAAGGUGUGGAUGAAUGCAGAAUUGGGAUGGAGCAGACCGAUGGGUAAAUACAUCUGAAAAUUGCAUGGAUCAGAAAUAGACAGAUUCACCCAUCCCUCAGGUUGCUCUUAGAGAGAGUGCCUCCUUCUUGCCACAGUCUCCUGCCCUGCACCUCAUUAAACAAAUUGUCCGUUUAAUGAGCAUGUCUUUUAAUGAACAUGCUGAGGACGGGAGGAGAGGCAGCACAUGCAAUCAUGCUCCCCUCUGCACAUUCUUUGUAAUGUGCGGAAAAGGGCUAUGGUCCCUUUAUGCGAGAGGAAAAAAUAACAAGGGGACGGUUUUGUUAGGCGUGGGGGGCACUUCUCCAGAAGAUGAAGUGGUGGUGUUUCUUUCCAUUUUCCAUCUUCCUCUUCUGUGUUCCUUUGAAAGAGGAACUGAACCUUAACUUAGCCUGACAAAGGGGAAAAAAGGAAGGAGUGGUUGUUAAGAAUAAGAGGAGGUGGAGGCCAGCAGGAUAUAGAGGCAUGAAAAUGACAGUCAGUGUGGUGUGGUGGUUAGAGGAAAGGAGUGGGACCUGGGAGACCAGAGCUCAAAUCUCCACUCACCCACAAAGCUCACUGAGUGGCAUGGGCAGAGCAAGGAUUUAUUUGGGGGAGGGGGCAGGCUUUAUGCUGUAGGGGCAGAACUGAGUUAUCUGUGAUGCAAUUGGUCAGUUAGUUAAAUGUUAUUUUUUAUUUACUUGAUUUGGAGGGGCCAGCUGCUCUCCUGCCCCCCCUGGCUACAUCCAUGCUGAGUGCCCUUGGUUCCAAUCAUUGUUGCUCAGCCUAACCUACCUCUCAAGAUGGUUGGGAGGAUAAAACAGGGAGGUGAUGAGAGCAAUGCAUGCCACCUUGAACUCCUUGGGCAGGCGCCUUCAGUGUACUCUCUUACCAACCUUUUCCAGCUAAACAAUGUUUUUCUGGCCAGAUCUCACAAGCAGAGAAUUGUGCCCCAUAUUAAUUAAGGACAGGAGCAGAGGUGUAGCAAUCUGGAGUCACAGGGGUUUGAAGAACCAUUACUAUUUCUGCAGCAGGGGCCCUGAAAGCUCCUUGUCUUCAGGGUCCUAGAGCCACCCUAUCAGCACGAAAGGGGAAGUUUUUAGUCACUGAGAAGAUGUCCUCUUGUCCUUUGUCCUGAUUGGAGCCGAUAAGAGUGAAAGGAGGUGAGUCUGCCACUGAGGAUUGGUUCCUAAGAUCACUCUGGAGAAGGCAAGUAGUAGCUCUGUAUGUUCGAAAGUCAAGCAUUUAGAAACAUGAAAAGCACACGAGCCCUUAGUUUCAAGAGAAAAGUGUGCAAGUUUUGUUACACACAACGGAACUUCAAGCAGAACAAAACUUAAGUCUCUCUGAAAUAAGAUACUGGAACACUCCAAAUCAUUUGUAGAUCUAGCUGAAAGGCAGCACAUGGAGAUCUGCAUUGAUCAUUAUAAUGCAUCUGUAAUUAUUAUUAUUGUAUAAUUGUAAGGUUAUAUAUCUUAGAAGCUUGUAUUACUGUAGAAUGGGGCAUGGCUGUGACUAUUAUGAAGGAACCCUGCUUUGGGCAGCAGGAAGUGCCUUUUCUAUGUUUGAAACAUUGGGGCAGGAUGUCUAUAGUCCCAAGAUCCCCCCUCAAUCCUGUUAGCUUAUAUGGCCUGUCUUUUUUAUAGAGCUGUAACAAGCAUUGUGUAUCAUCAGACUCAUUCUCUGGGACUCUGGGUUGUGAAUGAAUGCUUGUAGAAUUAACAACUUUGCUGUUACCAGUAAAUAAAAUGAGGCUUUCUGGUGCUUAUAGGAAUAACCUCACACAGAUGACAUGUCAUUCAAAAGAAGAAGAUUCACAGAUACAUUGGAGCUGCCGCAAAAACCAGACAAUUUUCAAUGUCUGGUUGAAUAAUAUCUUCAUUUUCAAACCAGAUCAGGAACUGAAAGUCCAGGUGAAUGUCAGCCUCUUUGAUAAUGGUAUGUACUCACGUCCUCCAGAAACAUGAAAGGUGGACUCAUGCAAUUUGUCUAACAACAACAACAACAAUUUAUUUAUACCCCACCCAUCUGGUUGGGUUUCCUCAGCCACUCUGGGCAGCUCCCAACAGACUAUUAAAAACAUGAUAAAACAUCAAACAGCCUUAAAUCCCAUGGAAGAAAGGUGGGAGUGGGAAAUAACGUUACAACAACAUUUGUUGAACUUUUUUUUAGAAUUGCUCCCCACAGAAAUUGUUGGGUUUAACUUACAUUUACACUUAGGUGUUGAGGACACAGAAAAGAACAGUGACUGUGGUCAAACGUCAAAGAAACAAGCUCUCCAUUAUUAUUGGCAUCUCCUUUCCUGGGCUGUCAACCUGUUGCCCCAGAUGAUGGAGACUACAACAUGCAGCAGCAGCAGCAGAUAGCAUGAGAGCUGAAGCAUGAUUUGAUGAAGUGAACAUGCACAACACUCGACCAUUUUGCCUGCCAUUCUUUGAAUCAUUAAAAUUAAAUGCAAAUUUUAUGCAACAACUUUAUGCAAAGUUUAUUGCAAAUAGCAUACUUUUCAUUUCGUCACAUGGAUGACAAAUCUAUACAGGUGUUAAAUCACUCUGCCUUUCAUAUCUGAAGGGCAGAUGAAAAAUAAAUCCAGAAAGCUGAAAUAUAUGUCAGGAACAUUGUAAAGCACAUGACACAGUAAUAAAGGUUGUCUGUCAACUUUUAAGUUCACAACAUAUGAACAGGAACAUAACAUCAGGUAUACUUGUUGUGUCCAAAUAUAUUUAUACCUGAUUUAGACCACCUGGGCAGCUCCCAACAGGCCUGGGCAGGCCAGGUCUUCCUGUUAUAUACCUGCUGGGAUUGACAAGGCAUCUGACCCUCACCUGAAUCUCAUAGCUCUCCUGAUGAGUGCUUUGGUCUGCCCACCAGAUACCAGGCACUCUGCUAUUCAAAUUGGGCCCCAGUGUUUUUGUUACAAUCCCCUUCUCAAUUAAGCAAUCAAUUUUGAUCUAGAAUUUAAAUUCUCAAAACGUUCUUGUUUGUUAAUUUGAGCAAGUAAACUACUGCUCUCACUUCAUUACAAACAGUAUUUCUACCUGUAACACACCUGAGCAAACCCGCUCCUCUUCCUUUCACAGAUAUUUUGUUGCCAUUUGCAACUGUAGCUGCCUCUAAUUAGUUAUCAUUUAACUCUUGGGGGAAAUAAUUAGCAUCACACAUCAUGUGCAUGGAAGUUGCCAAACCAAUUAACCAACUAGAAGGAUUACUGUUAAUAGCACCAGUUUUCCUAUAACUUGAUAUUGCUGGAUAGUUUUGAUGGAGCUUUUCUUUAUUAAUGCCACUUUGUUUUGUACAAUUCCUUGCAAAUGAAGGAAAACAACUUUUCUGCUUGUAUAUGUUGAUAAUAUAAUUUUGGUUACUGAGGACAAACAAGAUUGUACAAAAACAAGAUUGGGUGCAGGCCUGGCCAGGACAUAGGCGUCCUGACUGUGACAAAGGUGACCUGUGUGCUUGCUUGCUUGCUUGCUUAACAGCUGUUGGGAACUUCAAGGUCCUUGUUCUCCCUUCUUAUGGUCUUUGUCCUGGACAUGAAGACUCCAAUAGAGAGCAUUCCAUGUCAAGAAGGAGGGCGAGUGGGCAUCCUAUCAAAUGACAGGGCAGGAGCUACACAGAGCAGGGCCUUUUCACUGGUGGUGCCCAUUGUAUGCCUCGCUCUUCCCAGACCUGCUCUCUUUUGGCCUGUAUUUUGGAGCUUUAUAAUUUAGGAAGACUUUGGAAGAACUGGUUGAUAAGCCUUAUCAGUUGCUGAUGUAUGAGCAGAUUUUAUUUGCUGCUAUUCUGGGCUUCUGGUGCACCAGGGUUUACACCAGCAUAACAGAGAUGGCCAGGAUGCCAGAAGGGAUACAAUUUAUGAGCUUUCUCCAUUAUCUGCACAGCAGGGGGUGUUUAGUCAACAGUGCAAAGGCUGAGCUGAAGCGUUCCCUGCUGGUUACCUGCUUUCAGCAAUAGGGGUUGCUGUUUGGUAGUACCCAGUUGGUUAGAUGUCAGAUUCUAGAGCUCCCUACUGGUAGCUCUUAGGUAGUUCACAAAAUACAGAGUCCAUUCAUUAAACAUAGUGUUCAUUCAUAGAGCAGUAACAUAAAUCUCCAUUGCUACAUACUGGGUGUAUAUUUUAGCGGUUGAAUGUACAGGUUAAUGGCCAUGCUGUAGUGUAGUGGUUAUGCAACUGUGAAUAAAAGGUGGCUGGGCUCAUUGUCAUGGGGUUGGCAGGGGAAGAGAUGACAAAACUGAUUUCCAAUAAGUGCCCCCCACCACUUUAUUUCCAUAACAAGUCCUUGAGUCUGUACUCUGAAUAGUGACACAGGGACCUAGAAGGUGCAGGCUUGUCAGUCCAACCCCUGCAUAGUCUCAUCAGGGGUGACCUUAAGGCAAUUGGAGCAAUUUGGCCCCUGCACCAGGGCAAUCUAGAUGGAUUUUAUUUAUAUCUAUAAUAUUUUGCAGACUUUGGCUGUGAACUGGGGCCCUACCCCCCAAAAAAAAUCAAGUUGCGCCCCACUGCUUCAAAUUGGGCCCCACUGGCUAGCCCUGAGUCUCAUAGUUGCUGGGCCUGAGUUGCCUUGCACUUGCAUGAAGUCUUGGGUUUACAAUUUUGGGAGAGGGGAGACUGCGGCACUGGGGAGAGGGUAGGCUGAUGAAGCCCCCUAGACCUAGAGGCCCGAGUUGCCUUGCCCUCCCACAUCACCAUCAGGAUGAAACAAAAAUAGAUUUUGGGGGGCUCAUUUUAAAUCUGAAUGUGCUGAGCUCCCAAGUAGACAUUUGAUGAAGAUAUGGCAUUCUGAGUCUGUGAUGAACAUUGAAAUCAGGGAUGGAGAACCUUUAGUGGCAAGGAUGUUAUUGGACUCCAACUCCCAUCAGCCUCAGCCAGCAAGAAAGGGGAGCUUAAAUAUUUCCAUCCUUCUGAUUCUUCUCGCCCUGAAUUAUUUUCUCUCAGUUGUUAAGAAUCCACUUCUUCCCUCUAAGUCAUGCCCUCACACUGUUUUGGAGAUGUUCAGUAGAGAUCCAUGCUACUAGAAGUUGAUAUCAGUCUUCCCCUAAAUAUCCUGUUCUGCAGCGUGCCAAAUCUCAUAUGGAGGAUGCGGCAGUGGGCUUAAUUUAGUCCAAUCUUGGUGGUCUAGGGCAGCCACUGAAUGGUGAUUGUGGAAAGGUUAGGGUGGGGUCUCGAGGGGUCAGAACAAGCAGUGUCCCAUCUAGGCCACAGGUAGCCAAUGUAGUGCCAUCCAGAUGUUAGACUCCAGCUCCCAUCAUCCCUAGCCAUGCUGUGCUAUGCUGGCUGAGGCCGAUGAGACUUGGAGUCCAACAACAUCUGGCAGGCACCACGUUGGCAACCUCUGAAGCAAGUGGAGUUACUUUCAGGAAAUCAUUUGGUUCAGGAAAGUGCAGCAGAGGGCAUUCAGGUUCAUGUACAGCAUGUGCCCAGCCUCCCUCCCCAAACCAAUAACAGGUCCACUUAGACACAAACUCAGUGGCUUGGAAAGAGCAGAAUCCAGGCCAGGUGCUAUUACAAGGAAAAGGAUUAGCAACAAUCAGUCCAGUCCAAGAGCAAGGACCAAAGUUCAAGAGUUUGAGAUUAGCAGUAGGAAUUCCAAGGUUGCACGGGAGUUGCAAAGUUGUUGAUAACUGAGACAGCCUGACAUUGGGAAACCAAUUAAUGCACAUAAUGUGCUAGAACGUCUAUGUCUUCGUUCAUUCCACAGGAGAUAGCAUUGAACCUCUCAAUUUAUUGUAAUUUAGCAGUUUCACAUUGUCAUCUCUUUGCGAUGUAAAAAUAUUUGAAAUAUGAUUAAAUUAGACUUCUAAAGCUGACACAAUCAGUGUUUUGUUGGUGAAGACAUCAGAUCAAUAGACCUUGGGCCUUGACUGAAUGUCAACUAAACCAUCUUUAUUGCUUUCUUGAAUUGAUCCACAAGCUGCAAUCUUAAGCACACCUCCCAGGUGGGAAAUUCCACUGAAACCAAUUGCCUCCUGUCCCAGUUAAGAGUGGAUAGGUCCAAGGUGCAAGAAAUGAAGAUUUAUUUGUUAUACUUUGUUAGAUGCUUUAUAAAGCAACUUAUCUAAGCAUUGUACGGAUCAUUUAAAAUACCUGUACAAUGCUUGUAGGACAAUUGCACAGUAAAUCUUAAAACUCCUAGAGCCAAGCAGAAGACAGGGAAUAAAAUCAGGUGGUCUUAAAAGACUUGGGGAGAAGGAAAGGUUUGUAGCCUGACACUGAAAGAAUAACAAGUGGCUUUCCCUAUGGGGAGUGUUCCAUAGCCAGAGGGCCACCACCAAAAAGGCCCCCUCUGAACUUCAGAUUGAGAGAAUGCAUAGAGAAAGACAUUCUUAGAUACAGUUAGCAGUAGGUAGAUACAAGAAGAGGCAUUCUGUCAGGUACCAAGCAGGUACCAUAGGCAGAUCUGUACCUUUCCACCUGAGCAAAGAUUAACCUGUGUUUUUCUUUAUUCACUCUUCCAGUACGACCUCCUCCACCCCAGGUUCAAGAUGUUGUUGUCACAGAGGAUGGUGACUACCUAUUGGCUUGGGAAGCAGGGGGUGGAACAAAUAAAAGACAUUGGCUGGAUGGAGCCCUGGACUUUGAAGUGA